Messenger RNA from Pygocentrus nattereri (red-bellied piranha), 1159 nucleotides. It is a transcript of the gene cdk2ap2, whose product is annotated as cyclin-dependent kinase 2 associated protein 2. Gene Ontology annotation, biological process: negative regulation of G1/S transition of mitotic cell cycle; regulation of microtubule cytoskeleton organization. The record is from RefSeq and is a predicted model, not a curated record. The transcript has 4 exons. NCBI's taxonomy places the organism in Eukaryota, Metazoa, Chordata, Actinopteri, Characiformes, Serrasalmidae. The coding region runs from base 569 to 904 and encodes 111 amino acids. Gene Ontology annotation, cellular component: cytoplasm; microtubule; nucleus.
AUGACGCAUGCAUUUUUUUUCUUGGGGGGGGGGCACAUCAGCAGCUUUGGCAUCAUCAGCGUUUGAAAUAUCUCCAAAUUUUCUCGCGUACGCUAUAUAUUGUUCAUUUUAAACGCCUGCAAUCGGACUCUUCGAUAGCGAACAGUCUGUCUAUCGCAAGAAGCGUCCAAAAUAUUCACUUUUUAAAUCGCAGAAGUAUAAUUAGUCCUGGUCGCCGUGCUAGCUUUUUUGUCUCCGGUUAGCAGCAUAGUAAAUGAGACUGAGCUGCCACACUUUUUAUUUUUAAUCUUUACUUUUAUACAACGCGAAGUAAUCAGAACGGUUUCUGCUCUGUAUAUUACUGAAAAGGUAGUCAGGAUUAAAGACCGAGGAAUUGCAGCAGAAGUUUUUUUCUUGAAUUGAAGUUAGAUGCCGGCCGGUAAAUAGCAGCAACAUUACCGCUGCUAAUCCGACCGAGUUCAGUUUGAGCUGCUUAUUAGCAGUUUAUUGACGUGCUGCUCCGUCGACAGUAACACUGAGAUAACAGCCAGGCCUUGCGACAAAAACGGAAGAACAAACCAACAUCAGCAUGAGUUAUAAGCCAAUAGCUCCUGCCCCUGCUGGAUCCAACCAUACACCUCCAGGAUCUUGUGGAUCUUCUCCAUCUCUGCCCUCCUCUUCCAACUUCAGACCAGCAUUCAGUGACUUUGGCCCACCAUCGAUGGGCUUUGUACAGCCGGUAAAGGUGUCGCAAGGCUCCACCUAUAGUGAACUGCUAUCAGUCAUUGAGGAGAUGAGUCGUGAAAUUCGCCCCACUUAUGCUGGCAGUAAAAGUGCUAUGGAGAGACUCAAGAGAGGAAUCAUCCAUGCCCGUGCUUUAGUGAGGGAGUGUCUAGCUGAAACGGAGCGAAGUGCUCGUACAUAACAUAUGCCUACAAUCUCUUCUUCAGUCUUUUGUCUGUCUAAUGUGUCUUCUCUUUCCCUCGUGCACAAAAAAAGCAUUUCUGUUAAAAAUGCAUAGUUCAGCCCAAGUUCUCCUUGCUGCAUAUGUGCUCCCACCUAAUUAGUGCUUAUUCCUUGUAGCACAAGUUUUUUUGUUUUUUUUUAACUCAACUUUUGCAGUUCUGUAUUUAAAUACAAAAAGAAAUGUCAGGUUUUGCAAUUAAACAUGUAAAAUGUC